Molecule: messenger RNA, 3393 nt
Organism: Lagopus muta (rock ptarmigan)
Lineage: Eukaryota; Metazoa; Chordata; Aves; Galliformes; Phasianidae
Gene: RNFT1
Product: ring finger protein, transmembrane 1
Exons: 9
Coding region: 160-1317 (385 amino acids)
Biological process (GO): positive regulation of ERAD pathway
Cellular component (GO): endoplasmic reticulum
Molecular function (GO): ubiquitin protein ligase activity
Source: RefSeq, a predicted model, not a curated record
CCGAGCCGCGCGUCGCCACAGCGACGCCUUCCUUCCCUCCUCCUCGCGGCUCCUCCUCUUCCUCCUCCCUACUCGGCGGCGGCAGCGGCGGCGAUGGAGGUGGCGGCCGCGCGAUGAGAGACAAAGCAUUGAGAGCCCGGCCCAGGAAAAGCUCCCACCAUGCAAGCGAGCUGCAGCCAUCCGCACAGCACCCAGGGGAGCGGCGGUGACCCUUCGCCACCCCAAAGCGCGCACGCAGCCGGGCAGAGCUCGUGCCAUCCGAGCGGAGAUGUUCACAUCCAGCUGAGCUCUGCUGGGGGAGAAGGCGGAGAAAACGCGAGUUGGAGGCGUUCGAGGCUGAGUUCGCAGAGCCGCUCGCACGGUCACAGCCACAGCGAGGGGGGGAGCUCUGCUGACGGCGCUCCGGACCCGGAGGAACACAGCAGUUCCAUCUCCGAGCUCAGAUGCGUCCUCCAGUGGCUGCACAGAAGUCUGCCCUAUGUUUUGAUUCUGGGCGUCAAGUUGAUCGUGCAGCACAUCAUCGGCAUCUCUCUUGGAAUCGGGCUGCUGACAACCUACAUGUAUGCAAACAGAAGCAUAGUAAAUCAGGUUUUCCUCAAAGAACGGUGCUCCAAGUUGCAGUGUGCUUGGCUGCUGCUGUAUCUCACUGGAUCCUCUCUCCUCCUGUAUUACACCUUUCAUUCUCAGUCUUUGUACUAUAGCUUAAUCUUUUUAAACCCUACUGUGGAUUUUAAGAACUUCUGGGAGGUACUUUGGAUUGUGGGAGUCACAGACUUCAUUCUAAAAUUCCUCUUCAUGGGCUUCAAGUGCUUUAUUCUCUUGGUGCCUUCUUUUAUGAUGUCCUUUAAAUCCAAGGGCUACUGGUACAUGCUGUUAGAAGAACUCUGCCAGUAUUACCGUAUGUUUGUCCCCAUCCCAGUUUGGUUCCGUUAUCUUAUCGGCUAUGGGGAGCCACACAGUGUACUUGGACAGAGCCUUGGGACAUUGCUGGGCCUUUCCUACCUCAUUCUCAAGCUUUUGAGCUUUUUUGGACAAUGGAGAAACUUCAGAAAGGUUUUGCGGAUAUUUUGUACGCGACCACACUACGGGGUGACAGCAAGCAAGAAGCAGUGUUCUGAAUCAGAUGAUAUUUGUUCUAUCUGCCACACUGAAUUCCAGAAGCCUAUCCUGCUGAUCUGCCAGCACACAUUCUGUGAAGAAUGCAUCUCUUUAUGGUUUAAUAGAGAAAAAACAUGUCCACUCUGCAGAACUGUUAUUUCAGACCAUGUUAACAAGUGGAAGGAUGGAGCCACAUCAAUGCGCCUGCAGAUUUUCUAAGGCAUGUCAACCAACUUGCUUUAGUUUACUCGUUCUGUACAGCUCACUGCAAAUGGGAGUGCAGGUGGCACAGGGAAUGAGUUUCCCAAAUUGAGGUAUCUGGGAUUUCUUGCUUCUAGGAAAUGUUUUAAUACUUCAAACAGCGCAGAGUGCCGACUUCUUAAGUGUAGGAAAAUAAGUUUAUAAAGUGAAAGCAGGAAAGUCAGCAUUGCUUCUAUUGUGAUUCUUUCAGAAAGCAAUCAAACUCUUCCAGAACGCUGUGUUUGCAGCAGCUUCUUAAAUCAGCAUUUAAUUUAAAAGCUCACGGAGUGUUCCAGGCUGUGCUAAAUUGUAUUUAUGCCUCUAACACUGCCCAAAAACCCAGGGUGAGCAGUGAAUUUCAUACUCUGGACUACAGUGGGAGCUAAAGCUACCUGUCACACCUGGCAUUGAUGAUGUCUUAAUGCUACAGCAGCUUCUCCCUGCAUCAAUACUAGCAGCUCUCACUGCACCUGGAGAUAAAACAAGAUGUUUCUCCCUUAGGCUUGUGCAGAUUUCCAAUUGAUUUAACAGAUUCAACACAGAAAAGCAACCGGUGAUGUUAGUUUUUUACUGAGCUUUUUCUGAGAUUGGUAUUUUUAAAAGAUCUUUAAUAGUCUAUUUUUGUCACAGCAGGAACCAGAUUUUCUUACAGGGGAGAAUAUUUUAUACUAUACAUGCCAUUUGUAGUGUGCAUAAGAAUCAGAGGGAAUAAAGGCAUUUAAAUCUAUUUGUUUGGUGCACGUUGAAUAAAGAAAUGAGAUUCAUUGCAAUAGAUGAGAUUCAUAGACGAGAACUGAAUCUGUCAUGGAACAAAAAUGAGCAGGGAGGACUUUAGGUUGGGUUCUGAAUCUGUGAUGCACCCCUAUAAACAGGCAGCUCACGUGGCUCUCCAGACACACAAUCAUAUUUGGACUUAGCAAACAGUCUGAACUUGGUGCUUUACCUCAAAGGUGCUCUGUGCCUUUAGAUGUUUUUAAGCAGGUAUUGUGUGAGUACUUUGUAUGCAGUUUGAAUGCCAUAUUUCACUCUGUCAACAAAUAGCACCUUUAAAAAAAAAAAAAAGCUGUGUGUGAGCCCAAUGCACAGCUUAGGAGAAGGCAGAGAUAAUAACCAACUUAGCCAGUAUUCUACAGAACUAAGAAAUGUCACUUAUCCUGGAUCAGGUUUUUUCCUGAAAUGCUAAUGCCAAGAGUUUACUCACUGUUUUAAGUUGGUUGCAUUUAGGAUCAGAGAACAAUUUAUCUUUUUAUCUCCAAGUUAAUGAAUUUUCUUCAAGAUCCAAUGACUAUUAUCCAAAUCCAACAAUAUUAUCAGGCACAGUUUAUUAAAAAACGAAACUGAACAAGAGCUUAAAAGAGAUUUGGAUCAGCCAGGUUAGAUUUACAUUUCAAAAUUGAAACAAGUUCAUUCUCAUCUUAGUUAGAGAAGAAAGAAGUGAGUAACUUACAGCCAUGAAGGACAUCCUCUCUGAUCCUGCAGUCAGCAUCAUGCCAUUGAGAUGCAGCUCUACCUGGAGCCAGAGCUCAGGUGAAGGUACUGCACCUGUAGGACAGACUGAUCAGCAUCUCUGGGUCCUUAAGUUCUCAACAUAAUUCCCCCUCCCUCCUUUUCCCUUUGAAGAUGUGUAGACCCACACUUAUACUUAAGCCCUACUUCCUGAAAAAAAAAAAGUCUCUUGGAUGAACAUGUUUAAAUUUUCAGUCAUUGCUGCCCAUCUUAUUCUGCAGCACGUUUAGUUCCAACUAACUGAAAGAUGAGAAGCAGAACAGGGAUUACCUUUUUUUCCUCCUCAAGCUCAAGUUUGUUUCUUGAACGCGGCUACAAAGCCAAGUUAAUCUAGAAGAGAACAAGCUCUAGAAAUUCAUGUAUAGAAACCAAAUACAGUAAAUCAUCGAGGAUCUGCAGGAAGAACACUGAAGUCAGGUGCUGUGUUUUUAAGAACUUCUCUUCCUCCUGUGCCCAUCUGUAACAAAGGCUAGGGAUUCCUCUGUAAAAUAGGCCAUGGACUCAAUUAACAGCGACAGCAGUUUGGCUUGAUUCCCUUUUUAACGUUAA